Pomacea canaliculata is the source of this 710-nucleotide messenger RNA. RefSeq names its product elastin-like. The coding region runs from base 126 to 617 and encodes 163 amino acids. NCBI's taxonomy places the organism in Eukaryota, Metazoa, Mollusca, Gastropoda, Architaenioglossa, Ampullariidae. The transcript is spliced from 2 exons. The record is from RefSeq and is a predicted model, not a curated record.
AAAGGACAACACUCUCGACUUCAAACAUCUUCUGAUCAUCUCACUCUCAGGGCAGCAGCUCACCGCAUCAGCAACAGGAACAAUGGCUCUUUCUGUUGGUGUUCGCAUCCCUCGUGGCCAGCGCCAUGGCUGGUGAUCUGCUGUACGGCGGCUUGGCAGACCCUCUCCUUGGCAAUGGCAUUGGCAUUGGCCUCGCUGGUCCUGUCCUCGGCGCUGGACCUGUCAUCGGUAGCGGCAUCGUUGGUCCAGUCGUCGGCAAGGGCAUUGGCAUUGGUGUUGGUCCUUACUACGGAAGGCGCGCCGCCCUCGGCGUGGCCGCUGGUCCUAUCUACGGAAAGGGCAUCGGUGUCCCAGUCAUCGGCAGUGGCAUUGGCUAUGGUCUGCCCGCUGCUUCCAUUGCUUCAAUUGCUCCUGCUGCCGUGUCUCCCAUCAUCGGCAAGAGCAUUGGCAUCGGCCCUGUCUACGGAAGGGGUAUCGCCCUCGGCGCUGCUCCUGUCUUGAGCAAGGGCGUUGGACUUCUGGGUGCUCCCAUCAUUGGUGAUGGUCUUGCAGCCGAUGCCGGCCUCAUUGCACCUGCCUAUGGUCUUGGCGCUGCUGGCCUUCUCGGAAAGUACUAACUGCCAACAACCAGCACCAGUGAGACUGGACGAGAACAGCAUGCCAUCUAGUUGCUGUUCAAAAUAACAAAUGAAUAAAGUUGAUCUAAUUCA